Messenger RNA from Nothobranchius furzeri (turquoise killifish), 13321 nucleotides. RefSeq names its product coiled-coil domain containing 9 (gene ccdc9). NCBI's taxonomy places the organism in Eukaryota, Metazoa, Chordata, Actinopteri, Cyprinodontiformes, Nothobranchiidae. The record is from RefSeq and is a predicted model, not a curated record.
UUGAACACGGAGUGUCACUAAACCCCGUACACGUUUCCGCGUUGGCUCGGCCUGAAUAAUGUCGGGUUUGUAACGUUGUACUAUCAUUUAUUAGGAAGUUUGCGGCGCGUUUGGGUCGGCUCAGGGCGCUUGCGUCACCUCCCAGCAGACCUGAUAACUAAACGCGUUAUUGUUGCGGUGUGAUAAAAUGCGGGUCGGGUGUGAUGCGGGAUUCUGUUCCGUGUCGUCUCUGUUUCUGCAGUGACUCGGGUGUUUCCAUCUUGCCUCCUGUUAGUACGCUUACAGACGCUUUAAAGGCGCAUGAAGGACUCACCUACCUUCUCACGUUAACCCCAAAACAUUCAUUUGACAGAACUGGGCUCUAACAGGUCGAUUAGCCACGAAUGCGUUUGAUUUAUGACCCAGAAAAGUCGUUUGUGUGAAAUAUUCAGCAGAAGUCGGAGCUGUUGAAAACCAUACUCAAAGCUGAUCACGUGGGUGUUUUAGAGUUGUUCAGGUGUACACUUUAAAGGACCUUCUGAAUCCACACAUCUGCAUCUGAAGACGCCAAAGGCAGCUAUGUCUUCAGCAGUGGACCUGAAGACCAAGGAGGAGAAAGAUGCAGAGCUGGACAAACGAAUCGAAGCUCUGAGGAAGAAGAACGAAGCUCUGGUAAAGAGGCACCAGGAAAUACAAGAAGACAAGAAAAAGGCGGAGCAGGAGGGGAUUGCCGUGACAACACCUCGGAGGCCCCGCCCCCAUGACCCAGAGACAGACCGGAGGAAGAUGGAGAAAGAGAACAUCACGGUCACAGUAGACCUGUGUAAACCAGCCGGGGAGAAGAGAGUGGUGAAUGACUGGAAAGCAGCAACACCCCGUGGAAGGAAAAGCUCUGAGGAAAACGAUGACCACAAAGGGCCGAGUGAUGACCUCAGCACCCCCAGGAGGAUGGGUUCAGGAAGAGUGGGUCGGGGGGGUCCAAGAGGAGGUGGGGGUCGCCAAGAGAGGAGAGAUUGGGAACCAAGAACACCAAGAGAGGGUGAGCCCGGAGGCCCAGGUCGCAGAGGAGGAAGGAGAGGAGGAGCAGGAGGAGCAGCAGGAGGAGGAGGAGAGACUCCUGGUGGGGUCGACAGGAAAUCCAAGGAAUGGGAGGAGAAGAGGAGACAGAACAUCGAGAAGAUGAACGAGGAAAUGGAGCGGAUAGCGGAGUACGAGAGAGGACAGCGGGCGGAUGGAGAUAAGCCAAUCCGGAAUUUCCUGGAUGAUCCCAGACGUUCUGGUCCUGCUCCGGACAUGGACCGAAAGGAGGGCAGCCGGAGACACAUUCGGAAUUGGGGAGGGCUGGAUUUCGACAAAGUGAAGACGGGCGCGGAGCUAGAGAGAGAGUGGACCAGUCGAAGGCCUGAUGCCAAAGGCUCCGUGGACAUGACCAUGUCCAUGACCGGCCGUGAGAGAGCCGAGUACCUGCGCUGGAAGAAGGAGCGCGAGCAGAUUGAUGAGGAGAGAUUAGCUCGCCAUCGUAACGCCACAGGGCAGUGGAGACGAGAGUGGGACGCACAGAAGACUGAGAACAUGUUUAAGGAGGAGCCAUGUGUCAGUGCAGAGGGCGUGGCUUCUGAGCCAGGCAGCAGGAGAGACGACAGCAAGCGGCCUCCUAAAGCACCGACAUUUGGAGACUUCCUGUCCCAGGGCCGGAGCCAGGGCCCCCGAGGGGACCGGAGCAGAGGGCGGGGCCGAGGACAGAAACAGAACUACAGCAUGCACGACAAUCGCUGGGAAGGAGACGAGGAAGACGAGGAGAAGGAAAAGGAGGACAAGACAAAGAAAGAGAUGAAGACCGGGAGGAAGAGUGGAGAGGAGGACAACCCAAAACCUCAAACACCACAGAAGGUGGAGGAGAAGAACUCAGGUGAAGAGGGUGAAGAUGACGAUGAGUGGGAGGAUGCUAGUGAUGAAGAAUAUGAGGAAGUGGUGGAGGGACGAAGCUCCGGAGGCAGCGAGAAGAAAGACAAAGAGAAGCCAACUUCUUCCAAACGUGGUUCACCAACAAUCUCUGCAGGAAGCCCCAAAGAGCAGCGGACACCGAGGCCGAAGGUCCACAUCCCUCCUCCUCCUCCUGCUGCAGCGCUUCAGGAGUCUUCAGGAGGAGCUAAACCCCCGAGCCCCUUCUGCCCCCUGGAGGGCCACCAGCCUGUCUCUGACUGGGGAGAGGAGAUGGAGCUGCUGUCACCUCGAAGCAGCAUGGGGGGGGAGAGCCCUUUGAAGCCCCCGAGCACCGAGUCCAGCCCCCCUCAGAAAAAAGACCCGGAGGAGGAGAACCGAACCGGCAGCUGCAGAGAGCCACAGAAACAGCACACAGCAGAUGUUUGUUCUCCAGAAACCCGCCAGCAGCCUCUCACAGAACCAGAACCAGAACUGACCACCACUCACUCUCCUGCCACGUUGCCUUCUAGCCCCGCCCCUUCUGAGAUCCCUGACCCCACCCCCUCCUCUCUUCCUGUGGCAGACCCAUUGGAGGUCUGUGAUGCUGCUGACCAGCAUACAAACGCCGCGCCGUCUCCAGGAGAAAGCCCCGCCCCCUCUCUUCUCCCUCCUGCUGAGAAGAGCCCUUCUGAGUCUGAAGAAGGUAGGGAUGAGGUGCCUGCUGGGAACGCUGCAGCUUCAGAACCAACGUCUUCAGGUUGAAGCUGAUGGGAGCAUAGAGACGAUGAAGAGCACCACCACCAUCAUCAUCAUCAUCACCUUCAUGGACCAACCGUUCUCACAGCUGGCUUAAGACUUUGGAUCGCAGGUUCUGAUCCACCUUUUCACCCGGUUCUGUUCACACCUGAAGCCUCACAGAUCAUCAGAAUGUUUUUGGGUGUGAUGAUGAAGACUCCUAAACCCAGCUGCUGUCUGAGCUCAGAGCUCCAGAGCCGCUUUAGCCUGUGGAACGGGCUUGGGCUUUAGCCCUAACCCCCGCUGCAGCAGGAAGGAGAGCGGGUCUGAGUCUUUCAUUUAGCUUUCACAGGCAAACCAUGCACCGCGUUCAUAUCUGACAUCAUCUUCUUGAGCCAGUAGGAGCUAAAUGAGCCUUUACAGGUGAAUGAAAAGUCCCGCCCCUGUGAGCAGGUUACCACGCUUGCAGCUUCAGCCUGUUUUAAUCCUGCAUCAGACAGAUGUUCCAGCUGUUUCCUCCGUUUCUGCUCUUAUUCUGUUAGUGACCACAUAAAAACCUCAGCAAUCCUUUUCUCAGCUCGUCAGAAUCUCGUUGGUGGUUUAGUUCGGGACGCGCGCGGCGUACCUGUGAACGGAUCUGCUGCUCGUGCCGUCGUCGGCGUGUGAAACGUGAAGCGGCGGCCCCGCCCACGUUGACCCGACCCGUUGGAGUGGUGUGUAAAACCCCAGCUGGACCGACUCACCUGCUCCGUGUCUCACAUCACUUUAAACUUCAUCAUGUGAGCAGAACCACCCGUUCACCGUGUGAUGUCAUGAUGACAAGCUCUGAUGCAAAGAAGCCACUUUUCUUCUCGGCUGCCGGCCAAGUGGAGGUUUUAGAAACGUUGAGUUUAUUUUGGAACAAGACCUCAUCUCAGCAGACGUCAUCUUCCUGUGGACCAAACCACAAACGCUUUCAUGUCCCAGUUUGAAGUCCUCUGAGGAGUGGAAGUGGUGAAGCUUCAACAGUACAGAUGUAUUAACUGGAGAGCAUCAUUACUAAUUUACUACAAAUGAUAAUAAUGAGAAUCAAGCAUCGUUUCUGCGUUGCUGUCUGAGACAAACAUCGGGCUCGUCGACACAGAAACCAAAUAAAGCACCACUUUUAUUCUCAUUCAGAGGAAAUGAGAGGAUUCCCUCCGACUCACGGCUUUCUGUCACAUCAGUGGCAGAAUAAGACGUUUGAGUCCUUUACGUGAAUUUAAUAAACCGUAGUUUGGUGCACACAGGAAGCCCAAGCCCCGCCCAUCUACUUCCGCAUCACGGGUUCCUGGAAGAAGGAAAAAAUGAACGGGGUCUACUCCGCUUGCUACGUGCCAUUGAUUUCACACAUGAUGUCCGUGAAUUUCAAAGAAGCUUUUGGUACCAAGAACGUGUUAUUUUCAAACGGGGGAUGAUAUUUUAGGUUUUGUGUGAAAGUAAGUCCAGGACUACAAAUGCGCUUCACCGUCAUCGACCCAGACACGGAGAAAAACAGGGAAACGGGCUGCAAGUUCAGCACACUUCCAAUCCUUCCUUCAGGAGGAAAACCACCAUGAAUCUGGUCAUGUGGUGAGAGGCAGCUACGCUGGGGGAGGAGACUAAGUGGUGAUGUCACAUAAGCGAUGUACCGAUUUCUGGUGUGUAGUCGAGCUUUAACAAGCUGAUAAAUCUCAAGUACAUGACUGGCGUGGUCGAAACACAAUCAUUAGUUUUCAUUUACCGUAAUUUCCGGCCUACACGCCGCUAUGUGUGCUUUGAAGCCUGCGGCCAGUAUCACGGUGCGGCUCAGGUGUAGAUUUUUGUUGGCCAACAACCACUAGAGGCACUCUCCAGCAGUAAAGUGAGACACGCACGGCAAAACGUAAUGCGUGGAAGAAGACGCUCUUUGAUUUAAGCGGCACGCUUACACAUCGGACACACCCUCGUCAUGGAAAACACGCGGAGGAAUGCACGUGCUGCAGCUUUCCAGUUAAAAGCGAUCGAUCCGGCCAUCAAACAAGGAAGCAGAGCCACUGCACGGGAGCUUGGCAUGAAAGAAUCCAUGGUGCGACGUUGGAGGCGGCAGCAGGAAGAACGCAGUCGGUGUAAAAAAACCACAGAAGCUUUCAGAGGAAAUAAAAGCAGAUGGCCGAGGGGUUUCCACGGUGCAGAUCAUCACUAGCCAGGGCUUACUAAUGCUGUCAGCGCUGUUCUGUUCUUCUAAACAUGCAGAUUACCGGUAAUAACGUGUCAGUGCUGUUUUUAUUUUAUAACAUCCAGAAAUAUGAAUGCUAUCAGUGCUGGUUUCUUUUCUACACUUGCAGACACGUUCACCCGUGUUUAAAAUUCGUUUUGUUGAAUUAAAACAACGAAAAACCUCCGUGUAGCAUCUUUCUGUCUAACUAUCUGAUGUCAUGGCCGUACAUGCGCUGUGCGCCGGAGACCUGCAUGUGGCCGCUGCGCCGCGGCUUGUGUUUGAGUGCGGCGUGUGUGUGUAGAAAACCUUUUUUUUUUUUGUUGGUGCGGCUUUUAUUGAGGUGCGCUCUAUAGUCCGGAGAUUACGGUAACUGGAGUACAACAUGUGGUCCGGGUCUAAGGCAGAGCGGGUUAGAAACCCCGAUCAGCGACCUGGAGCCGACGGGAAAGGACAGACUUAGACUCCCUAUAAACAUUUUAGAUUUCAUCCCAAACAGCCUCAGAUCUAAAACACGUGUUUUAAACUUGUUCAGGAUCCAGCAGGUCAUCCAUGCUGGACGUGGGCGGGGUCUGCACACACUCACUCAGCAAAAUGUCCAGUUAGAUCUAAAUAAUCCUCUAAAUCCCAGAAACAUGUACAGUCCACAUUCUUGCUGUAAACAUGCACUCGGCCUGGGUUCGACUUUCCAAACACAUUCUUCAUUUUUCUGAGAAUCAUGAACAGAAUUCUGAAUAAAUACGAUGGUUUUUACUGCAGCCACGGCUAAAACAGCGACAGCAGCAGGUAAAUCACACCUGCUGUGGCUACGGGUCGCAGCUUUGAGCAUGAACUGGUUCACUAACAGUAACGUAUAAAAAUAUCUGCCGCAGUAUUUGUAACACAAUGAAUGAGGUCCGUGUGGAAGAGUCCCACGAUGCCAAAAAACAGAAAAUAUUUAUUUACUAAACAAAAAUAACUCUUAAUCCAUAAAUGAGUUCUCAUUGUGUCACCGUUAAACCACUUCUGUCUGGUUUUCAGUGGUUUUAUUGGUCUGUUUGAGGGUUGGUGGGCGGGGCCUGCUCAGGCCUCUGCAGCCGACCAAUCAGAAGGAGCUGGGUUUUCUGGGGUGGGGCUUUUUACAUUUAUUUUUAACAGGAACUAUUUGGUCAUGUUGGACUUGAUUUGUGGUGAUUGUGAGUGUUCUGACUGUAUUCGGUUUACAGACAUUUCUAUACGUUCAUUGCUCUGGGAUCUAGAGGUUAGCCCUUUGGGGCGUUAGCAUGUAUGAAAUAAUGAGGUGGGAGCGUUUUAAUGUUGUCCAAGCCAUCAAAUGUAUUAAUGUGUUCCUAAUGACAUGUUAAUUUAGCCAAUAAAUGUGUUGUUUUCCACCAGGCUCCUGCUUCUUUGUUUUUAUGAAAGACAAAACCAACACAUUGAGUCUAAAUCCCGGGAAAGUUAAACGGGCCUUCUGAGUGAAGGUCAGCUGGAACUCUGGAUGCUCGCGCAGCGUGUUUACAAGAGCAUCAGAAAACCAGACUAUUGCCCUAAAUAGACUUAAUGCAUGUAAAACAUCAACAUAUAUACUGGAAACUAAUGUCCAUAGGCUCCAAGUAUGUUUUUGUUUCCAAAUGGGAGGUUCCCAACACCACCAUCUUGACCAUGUCACACCUCUCGUCACGCCCGGACAAUCCAAAAAUGGGAAAAGAGGUGGGGCUGUUACGGUUGGAACAAGAACCAAUGUAGCUACUAGCUAACUUGGCUAACCCAAGAAGCUAAGAAGGGGGACCGGGUGGCCGACCCGCACAGCCGACUGGCUUCUGUACGAGGCUGUAGUCAUGCUGGUCGCCUGUGGAGAUCUAAUACAGACCAAGACUUUUAAUUGCAAACAGAACCUCAGACCGCUGCGAUCGUAGCUGUGCCCUUGUACAGCAGCUCAUGCUCUACGCUCGUAGGAUCACAAUCGGCGAGACAUUAGCUAUAUGCUAACCUGAAGCUAACGGAGUUUUCCCAUGUGUUUUGCACAGUAGAACAACUCCAAAAGGAGGGCACCUCCGGUCUGCUUGGUAACAAAAUCAUAACUACGUAAGCUGAUCGAGGAUGAGCUUCAGUUCAUCUCCAAGAUCUUGGAAAAGGUUGUGGCUAAACAACUCACAGCUGCUCUUGAUGAACAUAACAUCUAUGGUAGCUUCCAGUCAGGUUUUCGUAGAGCUCAUUCUACUGAAACAGCUCUUCUUAGGGUCUCUAAUGACCUUCUGACUCACAGUGAUGCAGGGGACUGUUCUGUUCUGGUCCUGCUGGACCUGACUGCAGCCUUUGACACUGUUGACCAUCACCUGCUACUGGAGAGGCUGAGAGACUGGCUAGGCCUAUCAGGAUCUGCUCUGGAGUGGUUCUCCUCUUAUCUCUCUGAGCGCUCCUUUUCUGUGGCCGUCUCCAAGUUUAGGUCUUCUCUCAGGAGACUCUUGGUGUGACCUUUGACCCAGCUCUCACCCUGGAUUCUCAUGUCAGUUCUCUUGUUCGCUCUUCCUUCUUCCAUCUCAGGUCCCAUUCUGUCCCGCUCUGAACUUGAGACAGUUCUCCACACCUAAAAACGCCUGGAAAAACUCUGUUAGCUUCAGGUUAGCAUGUAGCUAAUGUCCCACUGAUCUCUGCUCGUGGAGAAUGAGCUGAUCUAAAGGGCCAGGGCUCCAGGUCGCAGCGGUCUGGUUCUGCUUGUAAUUUAAGAUUCCCAGUCCAUUUAGGUCUCCACAGGCGACCAGCAUGACUACAGCCUCGCACUGAAGCCAGUCGGCUGUGCGAGCGGGCUACCCAGCAUUCCCCAGUGCCAUCCUUAGCUUCUCGGGUUAGCUAAGUUGGCUAGGAGCUACAUUGGUUUCAUUUGUUCUAACUCUCUUCCAAACGCAACAGCCCCGCCCUCAGCUCCACCUCUUUUCCCAUUUUUGGAUUGUUUGGGCGUGACUCAGUCCAAAAAUCACUGGUGGGAACCUCCCGUUUUUGGCUACAACUUCCCCCCCGGCGGAGCAAUGGGCGGGCUAUGUCCAUAUUUUUGUAUGUCGAUGUGCCAGACCCUAGUGGAUGAGAGUGGAACUGCAGUUUUUGCCACUUCCUUGUUAGCUUCAGGUCUGAGAGCCUGGGUUUUCCCCAUGAUGUAAACACGUUAGUCUGGCUGAAGGCUAACUGGUUCUAACCGUGCUGAAGCACCCAGAUGAUGCAGUAGGAAACUGUCUGCAUCUAAAUGGAUCGGUCGUCCUGAUACCGGUACCUUCCGAAAGUGUUGAGACCGCGGAAGCAGUCUUCUAAUUAUCAUCACCGCAAAGUAACACCGUCAAACCGCCCAGCCCGUACCAAAUCUGUUGUCAUUGUGCACAUCCUGUUUCAACUCUGUCUGUUUCACUUCAGAUUCACAGACAUCGUGUGUGAGGUCCUCAGCACAUAACAAACAGGAUUAGAAAAUAGCCUUUUUAGCCCCGUCGACUUAUUUUCUAGGGCUUCCGGGGAUCCAUGGUUCGGAAGUAGAUGGGUGGGAUUUAGGCUCGCUAUAAGCUAACCGGAAGAAUGCUGACACUAACGAGCGUGGAACGAACUUCAUCUGAGUUCAGCUUUCCGAGUGCUGUAAACUAGGAUAGAGGCUCCCAGUUUAUUACUUUAGGUCGACUUCGAUGCAAAUGUGAGCACCGCGUGUAAAACCCCACGGUUCCCAGUGCUGUUGGCUCUCAUGUACUCACAUGUUUGGCUUCUGUUAGCAUGAGGCCUUUAAAGAAGUGGUCUAAUAAGAGAGGAAGGUGGUAAUUAUUCCAACUCUAACCCUUCCGACCACCAUGGUUGGGAAUCAGCAUACAGCCAGUGUGUGCUGCAGGUGACAGCUGGGCACCAGCGGGGGGUUUCGUGUGGAGCAGCUCUGCAGAUGUUUCAGCCUGAAGAGGAAAACUAACGCUAACGUGGAGACGCAGGACAGCCUGCGCCUGCAGCUCUCAGGCAUCUUCUGCUGCGGGACGUUUCUCUCAAACUGCGACCCAAUCCUGGCACUUGCUACUUUCAGCUCCUCCUCCUCCCACCGUGGUCAAGUCUGACAAAAACGCACACGUCACUGGAAACUGGAACAUUUUUGCCCUUCAGAAUAAGAGGCAAUGUCGGUGUCUCACAUCAGACAAACCUAGACCCUUUAUCCUUCUAGAGUGUCACCAAUGCUUGUUUUUGCUUGUUUCAUCAUUGUAUCAAGCAACCACGCCUUUAAACAACCUUUACUGCAACCACGCCUUUAAGAUUCAGAUUCAGAUUUAUUGGCCAAGUAAAAUUACAUUUACAAGGAAUUUGUCUUCGGUAGAUGUUAAACAACCUUUACUGCAAACAUGCCUUUAUUUGAGUCCCGUAUCACAUUUGUGUUUAUCCCUGUGAAAUGAUCAGAAAACAGUCACUGGAUCGAAAUCAUUAACUCAACCCAAUUCAAGAUGGCUGCCACAUGAGUCAACAUCGGCUAACAAAGAAGCUCCACCAGUUUUAUAACCUAGAACCUGAGACAGACAGUAGCCACGCUCUAUUAUAGCGACCUGACUGGGUGGCGUCGGUCUGGGUCCCGCAACGAUAGGUUUGUUCACACACACACACACACACACACAUGCAUACACACACACACACACACACACACACACACACACACACACACACACACACACACACCUCAGGAACAGAGAAAUUACUGAGUAUGUGGGCGGGGUAUAAGACAUGCGACAAAGUCCAUGGUGUCUGCCUUACAAACGACGGCUGUGCCCACGCGUGUGUGUGUGCGUGUGCGUGCGUGCGUGUGUGUGUGCACGUGUGCGUGCACAGCUCCAGUCAGAGGCGACAUUGACUUCUCAUUAUCCAGAAUGAUGGUGAACGCUAACCCUAACUCCGCGACAAAACAAAGAUGGCGGUGGCUCGAUUGAAACAGCUUUGGCAUCUACUCUGUACUUUAUCCAGAGCAGGUAGAUGUACUUGAAGUAACAACAGAUACUUUUUUAACUUUAAGCUAGAGCUUUAACAUUGAUCUCAGUGAUAGUUAGAAAUAGAAAAGACUUUAUUGAUCCCACAGUGGGGAAAUUCACUGGUGACAGCAGCAUUACCCCUUAAGAGAAUGACUAGAAGAAGAAGAAUGAUGAAGGUACAUGUAUGUAAACACAUAAGCAGUAAGUUAUUAACCUUCAACCACUAAAAAAACAAACUUGGAUUCCAGAACUAUGCAGCAUUCAGUCAGGGACCCAGACAUCCUUUGUAAAUCUGGUAUUUCACGGGUAUUGAGCACAUACUGAGUAUUGAUCUGACCAGACAAAACGGACACCACUCUGCAGCCCUUUGCUGAUCAAAAACUGCACUAGAUACUUUUGUGGAGCGGCUAAUGCUCUAGGGGGCAUUUUUUACCUGCUUUAUGGCUUUUAGCAGUUAUGCUAGCAGUGAGCAUCUUCGGUUUGCUGAUUGUCAAUAAAAACAGGAAGUUGUUAUUUUUUCUUAUGGCAUCAUGCUGGAGCCCGGAAAUGGAAGUAGGAGAGUAAGUCUGUGUAGGUGAGGAAAAGAGCUAAAAACCAGAGUGAACUUUGGCGCAGCCUACACUCAUCUGAGGGAGCUAAAGGAAGCUACAAAAUCACAGACUGAUGGUGACCUGGCCUUGUUGCUACUGGACUUGUAAGUAAUAGUAUUUUUGUCCAGCAGUUUGGAUCUUUUUACUUUGUGAUUUAAUCAGUGUCAGUUGGCUCAUGUUAGUGUUAGCUUGUGGUUAGUGCUAACUACAGCAGGGUUGUUUACAGUUGUAAUUCCACUUUCAACCAGUAGGGUGGAUAAGCAGGAAACUGUGUUUUAUUUAGAAAAAGGGUGAGUUUGCAUCUUCUUCAACAGUGUAUGGCGGACUGUCUUGUUGACUGACGUCCGUAGUGGUAAGUAUGUCACGCUGUUCAUUGUCCAAUGGCAUGCAGAGACAGUUUGAAAGACAGCUGUAGAUUCUGCCCCAAGGGCAUAAAAACGAGUUUAGUAUUGGGGGACAUGUCCCCCCGGUUCCUAUUUCGCCCCACAACUGAGCUCUCCCUAUGGGUUAUGGCCAGACUAUAUAUUGGCGUGUUUUGUUGGGUUUCACGUGACGUUACAACUACAUCACCAAAUGCAGAUGGGGGUCUGGCAGUGGCCGGUGCCGCAGAAAACCCUUUUUACUUUGGUGAGUGGGCGUUAAAACGCUGAAAUUCUAGGCAGUUUACAAUUAUUACGAUCACUGUAAUCGGGACAAAGAUAAACGUUCAUAUGAAGUCCCGAAUGUAGCGCGCCACAAAGGACUUCAUUUAAAAAACGUACUGAAAGAAGAAGUGGAUCAGUAAUCUAGCUAGCUUUAAACCGGAGCAGAAACGGACGAUGCUGGAGUUCACAGAGAUCACUUUCUACCAGCUAAGAGAUUACGGAGUGUUAUAUUCACUUGUAGCUUAGAAACAGCCAUAAAAGCCACGGGUUAACAGUUUUAUACUGUUUUCAUGUGUCCUCACCGCUAACAGCUUUCAGAGUGCUAAUGCUUUUAGCAGUUAGCUUAGUGUUGUAGCGUGGUGUUUAUACUUUAUCAAAAUCAAACAAACCAGAACUUCUGAUUUAAAAGGCUAAACAAAUAGAUGCUAGCCAUACGCAUCGUUAGCGUUAUUAUCAUGAGCUAAUGAAUUAAAAUAGCAUAACUCACUACUUACCUGAGCAAAAACAAGAAGACGGUUAUUUAAAGCUUCUCUGGAUAAAUAAAAGGUUAACCAACGUGGGUUGGCUAUAUGAAGGGUUAGCCGCAAACGUGGGUUUUACAGAUAGGCUUCAUGUAAACACUGAUAUCAUUUUCUAGCCCACAUUUAAAACUUUAGCUGGAACUUGAUUUAGAGUGAUUCACUUUUACUAAGCGGGUCGUUUAUUCUGAAAAGCUGCACCGGAAGCUGCCCGUUUACCGGCGAGCACCGUGACAGCUCGGAGAAGCGUCGCUGAGUUCAGUCAGCCCGGUGCGCACUGAGGACUCACAGGGGUCACGGAGCCACAGCGUCCCGGACCAGACAUUGGAACCGGAACCGGUACCGGAGGAGGGGAGAGCCGUCUUCACCGUCCGGACUCAGAUGAACAGACAACAUCCUCCAGAGCCAACAUCCGUGCACGAGAAAUCCGCGCUGAUCCCGAGAUGAAGGCGGUCGGGAGACCGAACGGAGACAUGAAGCGGAAACCGAGCUAUCCCGGAGAGCUGCGGGCCAAACACGCCAGCACGUCCACCAAGGUGUGGGUGAAGGUGGCCAUGGCCAUCGGCUACUUCCUCUGCGUGUCCGUGGCUGCCCUCAUCCUGGUCAUCUACUAUGCGGUCUUCUGGGUCCCCAAGGGCAACGACACCGUGACACCGAACAGCACCGAGUGCGGUCCGAAGUAGGCAUGGCGGAUUGGGCAGAGCCCAGGUCUUCCUUCCCGGAGAGAAGAACCCACCUCAAACAGCUUUAGGAGGAACAUCCGUUCAUGUAGCCUUGAAUUCAUCCUGUCACUCAUGGAUGGAUUAUUCUGGUUCACUGAGCUGCUGGGCACAGACCCCCAUCAGGACCCCCCAGAGGAGAACCGUCCUGCUUCAGCGACAUUCUCCUAAAACACAACAGAAGCGUUUCAAGCCUCUUUAACACGUCUGGGGUUUGUUAUCAGAUGGUUUUAUUCUAACAAGUCUUCUGGAGCUGGGAUUAGCGCCGUGGUCAGUCUAAUCUGGCCUGUCUGAUUGUUUUCUUUGGUCCAUGAACGCACCAUGGCCAAGCAGCGGUGGGGUAGGAAACCGGUUCAGGGACUUGUUAACAACCUUUCAUCUGGAAUCACUUAACUUCCCGAGUCUCAAGUUUUCAAAGGUGAUGCUCGGUUUGGUCCCAUCAGGCGGUCAGAGCUAAAUCGGUAUUGGCUCUCAGACGCAGCAUCGGUGCGUCUCUAAUCAAAACGGAUGGGAAGGGUCGUGCUUUCUCCUGUUUGGUGAUGGGAGCAACAGCUCAGCUGGUUUGUUCGGUCGCUCAGACGUGCUGAAAACACUGAAGGGUGUCUGUGCUCGCUUGGCUCAGUAGUCCAUCCACGACCUCCCGUGGUCUCCUCUCAAAAAGCCAAAACCGGAGACACGAAUCUGCACUGAGGAGCCUCUUUCAACACUUUACUUUUGAACUGUUCUGUAGGAACGUGUGAAGCUGCGUUAAGUCCAGAGCUCACCUGGACGCCUCCUUCAGGACAUUUCCAGCAUCUACCUGCAGAAGGAUUGCCUUUUUAUUUCCACAACAGGAAGCAGUUUUAUUCAGGAAUCAGGGGGAAGUGGUACUGUAGCAGACGUAGCCUAAACCGUGAUGUUCCCUCACUGUCGGAGACCUAAAACAACUGUGUGUGCCUCACAGAAGGAGCAAGAACAUCUGCUGCAGCUUCACUUCCUGGUUUAGGCUCCAACCUGACAUGUAAGCAGACUGUUUUAUCUCCACUGCAGCCUUGUGAACCCACUGUUAUACGAUAAACUAUGCAUCUAUUCCA